UUUUUGGUUGAUUUUAUGGUUACAAGAAAUUCUCGACAAUCAAGAAGUUUAAGUGGUACUAGUGUUGGUACUACUGUUUAUGUACGUGAAUCAUUAAUGGCUUCGUGUAGUGGUGCUUUGGUCAAAUUGGCCUUAGUAUUAUUCAAUCUAAUUUUAUUUUGUAUUGGUAUAUUUCUUGCCUAUACUGGUUAUUCAAUAUUUGAUAAUAAAAAUCAAGAAUGGGAUGCUGUUAUAAAUACAAAUUUUAAAACCGGAUCAAUAAUAUUGAUAAUAUUUGGUGUAUUGAUUGCAUUCGUAGCAGCAACUGGUGCAUUUGGUGCUUGCCUAGAAAAUAGUUCAUUAUUGGAUGCAUAUGGUUAUAUAAUAUUCUUUUUGGUUAUCGGUGAAAUAGUAUUAUUCUAUUUUAGUUUUAAAUAUAAAGAUGAAUUGGUUGCAAAUUUGGAAACUGGUAUUAAACAAGCAAUAUCAAGAUUUGAUAAAGAUCCAAGAUUAUCAUAUGGCCUACAAAUGAUACAGAAAUUUUUUCGUUGUUGUGGUUUUGAAGGACCAGAUGAUUUUGGUACAUCUGAAUUACCUGCAAGUUGUUGUGAUCAAAUGUCAAAAGUUUCAUUAGAUGAUCCAACUGCUAGUUGUCCAAAAGAUCAAAUACAUUUUACAAAUGGCUGUAAACAUUCACCAUUCAUUGAAAAAACAUUAGGUUCAGUUACAUAUGCAUCAUAUGCAUUAGUUCUUUUUCAAUUAGUUGUUAUAUUAAUGGCAUGUUGUUUAUCAAGAGAUCUUCGAUCUCAACGUAAAAUUAAUCAAAAAAUUGAACAUGAACUACGUAAAGAAAAACGUAUGUUACGUAGAAAUUUAAAAUUAUUAUUACUUGGUACCGGUGAAUCGGGCAAAAGUACAUUCAUUCGACAGAUGCGUAUUAUACACGAGCAUGGUUAUGAAACUGUAGCCGAACGUAUGGAAUAUGUAUCGAAAAUUCAUCAAAAUCUUCUAACAACAAUCUUAACGAUUAAUCAUGCAAUGCAAUUAUUAAAUAUUCAAUAUGAAGAUUCGAAAAUUAUUGAUGAUUUAAAAAAAUCUUUAUCAGGAACAUAUAAUUAUAAUUAUGUUGAAACAUGGCAUCAAUGGUUGAAUAAUUCGACGAAUCGAAAUCGUUUGGAAAAUAUCAAUGUUGAUAAUGAUGAUGUGGAUGAAAAUAGCCGUCGAUUACAAAGUCUUCGAUCAUAUCAAUUGAUUAUACAAAUGAUACAAAAUCGUUUACCAUCCCAAUUACUGGAUCUGUUUAAUCGAUUUUGGAAUGAUCCUGGUGUUGGCCGAUGUUUACAGAAACGUAAUCAAUAUGAUUUACUUGAUUCAUCCACCUAUUAUAUGGAACGUUUAAAUGAAAUCCUCAGCGAUUCAUAUGUACCAUCCGUUCAGGAUAUUCUACACGUUCGAAUUCCAACCAAUGGUAUAAAUGAAUAUAAUUUUGAAAUUGAUUCAGUAAAUUUUAUGUUAGUUGAUGUUGGUGGACAACGUACCGAACGAAGAAAAUGGAUACAUUGUUUUGAAUCAGUAACGACAAUCAUUUAUAUUGUUGCAUUAAGUGAAUUUGAUCAGAUAUUUUGGGAACCAACUGCGGCAGCUAAUUUCAAUUGGUUACAUCAUCAACAACAUCGAUAUUUGAACGACGAUCAAGGUAGAGCCACCAUUAAAGAUUGGCAAAAACCGAUAAAUAAAUUGGCUGAAAGUAAAGCAUUAUUCAAAACAAUCAUACAAUCACGAUGGUUUCGUGAUACAUCAGUGGUUUUAUUUCUAAAUAAAUAUGAUUUAUUUGAAGAGAAAAUUCUUUAUGGUCCGAAUCGUUUGGAAGAUUUUUUCCCCACUUAUUCGACUGUAAAAAUUUUCAAUGAAGAAGAUAAUCUAAAUGUUCGAAAUGUUGAAAUAGCUGCCGAUUUUAUAUUACGAAUGUUUUAUGAACAAGAUUCGGAACAAUUUCGUCGUCAUGUUGUUUAUACACAUUUUACCUGUGCAACUGAUACUGGUAAUAUAAAAAUUGUAUUUCAAGCUGUUAAAAAUACAAUUAUGGAACAAUUAUUAUCAAAAGAGAUACAAAUUUUUUAA
Messenger RNA from Dermatophagoides pteronyssinus (European house dust mite), 2100 nucleotides. RefSeq names its product 23 kDa integral membrane protein-like. Gene Ontology annotation, cellular component: membrane. Lineage: Eukaryota; Metazoa; Arthropoda; Arachnida; Sarcoptiformes; Pyroglyphidae. The record is from RefSeq and is a predicted model, not a curated record.